CCGCAGCGCCACACUCAUGAUGGCGACGGCGGCGGCGGCACGACCCUGCCCGCCCCUUCCUUCGCUCCGUCCCGCCCCGCCGGCGGGACCCCGCCCGCUGAGGAGAGCCGGCCGGCCGGCCGCCGCCAUGAACGCCGGCGGUCCGUUCCGCGGGCCGCCCGCCUUCCCGCCGCCCCUGCGCUUCGGGCAGGCCGCCGUCUUCGGGCAGGGCGGUGCGGCCGCCGGGCUUCCCUUCUCCUCCGGGCCCUCUGCCUUCGGGCCGGCUUAUGGGCUAGGCCAGGCGCCGGCCUUCACGGCGGCGGGCAGCAGCGGUGCCCCGGUGGGCAACGCGGGGUUCAGCUUCAAGCCGCCCACCAACCUGGGCGGCUUCCCGGGGCCGAGCGAGGCGCCGGGCGGCGGCGGCGGUGGGGCCUUCGCGGCGCCCGAGUUCCGCUUCAAGGCGCCUGAGAACGCCGCCGCCUUCAAGCCGCUGACGGGCAGCGAGGCGGAGAAGGGCCCCGCCGCUGCCUUCACUUUCUCGCCGCCCUUCGGCUUCGCGCCCGAGGCGAGCGCGGAGGUGACGGUGGGAGGACCCUUCUCGUUUUCGCGUCCCGCCGCCGCGCUCGGCCGGCAGGAGGAGAAAGGCCCGCGGCCGCUCUUCGAGGAGCCGGGCGAGCCGGCGGCCAAGGGCCUGAAGCGGAAGGAGGAGCGGGAGCGCUCGCCGCGGCGAGCGGUAGCCGCGGCGGCGGGAGGGCGGGCGGCGGCGGCGGCGCCGCCGGAGAAGCGGGCGGUGGUGCUGAGCCGGCCCCGCGGCGGAGCGCUCUUCGGCCGCAUGCUGGAGGAGAUGCUGCGCAGUCAGGGCCGCGGCCAGCGCGACCGCGGGGAAGCCGCCGAGGCUGAGCGGGGACCCACAGAGGAGACGCUGCCGGUCGAGGCCCGGGACCCGCCUCGGGAAGAUUCCGCCGCCGUGACCCCCGCCCGCCGGGCUCGGAGCAGCGAGAGCAUGGAGGGGCUGGGGGGGCUGUCGCCCAGCGACCUGACCGCCAUCCAGUGCAAGAACGUCCCUGAUUACCUCAACGACAGGACGGUGCUGGAGAAGCACUUCGGCCAGUUUGCAAAAGUCCGGCGGGUCAUGACCAGGCGCAAUAAGAAAAUGGCCAUUAUCCACUUCUUCGAUCAUGCCUCUGCAGCUCUUGCCAGAAAAAAAGCAAAAGAGUUGCACAAAGAUAUAGUAACAUUUUGGCAAAAGAAGAAAACAAGUCCAGCAAAAAGAGAGUUUUCAUCCAAGGAGAAGAAAGCAGGUGAAGAUGAAGGAAGGCAAAGCAGUGAAGAGCAAAACUAUCAGCAUUCCCCUCUUCGAAAACCUUUAAUAAGAUCUUCUGGCAGCGGUGUCAUACCUGGUAGAAGUUCUCCAGCAAAGAAGUCUGGUCUUCGAAAGGCACUGCAAUUUGAAGCAGAAAUGUUUGAUUCUACUUCUGAAGGGCAGAGCUCGGAGGCCUUGGGAGCUUCACUCUCAUCUCUCAGUAACCUGGUAGGAUUAGUGGCUGAGACAUCUGAAGAGAGAUACCGUCUUUUGGACCAGAGGGACAAAAUCAUGCGACAAGCCCGAAUCAAAAGGACUGAUCUUGGCAAAGCAAAAACUGUUGUUGGCACUUGCCCAGACAUGUGUCCUGAAAAGGAGCGCUACAUGAGGGAGACGAGAAACCAGCUCAGUAUCUUUGAGUUGCUUCUAGGAUCUGACAAGGUAGAUCAUGCGGCAGCAAUCAAGGAAUAUAGCAGGUCUUCAGCAGAUCAGGAGGAACCUUUGCCCCAUGAAUUGAGACCCUCUGAGGUGUUGAGCAUGACCAUGGACUAUUUAGUGACAAACAUUAUGGAUCAAGGAGAAGGAAACUACCGAGAAUGGUAUGACUUUGUCUGGAACAGAACUCGGGGAAUAAGAAAGGAUAUCACCCAGCAACAUCUCUGCAACCCGCUGAUGGUGUCUCUGAUUGAGAAGUGCACUCGCUUUCACAUCCAUUGCGCUCACCACUUGUGUGAAGAGCCCAUGUCCUCCUUUGAUGCCAAAAUCAACAAUGAGAACAUGACUAAAUGCCUGCAGAGCUUGAAGGAGAUGUAUCAGGACCUGGCUAACAAGGGGAUUUACUGCAAGAGUGAAGCAGAGUUCAGAGGCUAUAAUGUCUUGCUGAAUCUCAACAAGGGUGAUAUUCUCAGAGAAGUACAGCAGUUUCAUCCAGAGGUUAGAAACUCUCCUGAAGUUAGAUUUGCUGUUCAAGCUUUUGCUGCAUUAAACAGCAACAACUUUGUGAGGUUUUUCAAGUUAGUGCAAGCAGCUUCCUAUCUGAAUGCCUGUCUCUUACACUGUUACUUCAACCAGAUCCGUAAAGAUGCUCUCAAAUCUCUCAAUAUUGCCUACACUGUGAGCACCCAAAGAUGUACAGUGUUUCCCUUGGAUCACUUGGUCCGCAUGCUCCUGUUCAAAGACUGUGAGGAAGCAACUGAUUUUAUAAGUUACUAUGGCCUGAGUGUAUCUGAUGGUGCUUAUGUGGAGCUGAAUCGCUCAGCUUUCUUGGAGCCGGAUGGAUUACCCAAACCACGGAAAUCCGUGUUUGUCAGCCAGAAGCUAACUGUCUUGGUUGGGGAAGUUGUAAAUGGUGGCCCAUUGCCUGUGGUACCUCACCAUGUGCCUGUGUCCAGCUUCAAUGGACAGAACAAGUACAUUGGUGGAAGCACCUCUGUGGAUCAAGUUAGUACUAGCCAAAAAUCCAGCGUGGAAACAACAGAAGGAAGAGUGGAAAGCAAAGGUGUGGAUUUAGAUGCUGCAGCAGUAAGAGUCCAGCCCCAAGCUCACCUUCUGUCCUCGCUGUUACCUCGUCAGCUUGUGCCGGUGCUGCCUCCUCCACAGACCAUCUCCCAGCCUCCUGGACAACCUGAGCCUCUCUGCUCGAAGCCUCAGCCUGUCUACACAGACACAGACAUCGCAGACGUGGUGGACGUGCUCUUGCAGGAGGUCCUCAAUGGAGAGUGUAGCGAAGUCGGCAGAGCAGGAGUGGCUUAUGUGACUGCUGCCAUCUGCACCUCGGAGGCUGCUGUAGAGGAACUCGUGACUGAAGUGACGGGGGAGAUCCUCAGACAAGUGGCUGGGAGCGUGCUUAAUGCGGAAAGGGAGCGUGUCAAAGAGGAAAGACGUAGAGUAGAGGAAGAGAGGCAAAAGCAGGAAAAAGAAAAGUUAAUAAAGCAGUUGAGCCAGUUGGUGGGGAUGGAGUUAAUGGAAGAAGUAAUAAAGGAGAGUGUUCAAGAAGCUUCAACCAAUGAGUUAAAAUGUGCCUUAGAAAGAGACCGGCAAGCCCGUAUUGCCCGCUGCUCAGAAGAAGUCUGUGGUCAUGUCAUGGAGCUCUUUCUGGAGGAUGAGAUCUUCCAGAUUGCUAAGGAAACCCUUCAGGAGCUCCAGUGUUUCUGCAAGUACUUACAGCGGUGGAGGGAGGCAGUAGCAGCUCGAACAAAGCUGAAACGUCAAAUGAGGGCAUUUCCAGCUGCUCCCUGUUGCACAGAUCCACAAAACAAGCUGAAAGCACUGUCCCCCAGUGCAGAAUGGCCUGUAGCCAUGGAGAACUUGUGCAAGAGGAUUGUAAACCUGGGGAAUGGAGGAAAGCUGGGAGUCUCUUGCACAAGAUUGAAUUGGCUGAGAAACAAGACAGCACAUGAAAUUAAAGUUCAGCACUUCUACCAGCAGUUGUUAAGUGAUUUAGCUUGGACUCCCCUGGAUCUUGUCUCAUUAAUCACUGAACAUACUCCACUUCAACAAGAACAGCUUUUUUGGAAGGUGAUAUUGGUUUUGCCAAAUGAUGAUGAAUAUGCGGAGGCUGAUCCUAGCAGGGUACUGGUGGAUUGGUUGAAAACCAAGUUCAUGGGAGACAAAAGCUGGGAGAGGAACGCUUCCCAUGCAGAAGGUAGAAUUCAAACACUGACGCUAUUUAGCUCACCUGGUGUGCAAGGGAGCCGAAGUAUUAAAGUCAGUGUGUGUGUAAAGGUGGCCUAUGGCGCGCUCUCUAACUCUGAGCUUGACGCAGCUGAGAUGCAAAAAGACUUGCUCGGAACCAGUGGUCUCAUCCUUCUCCUGCCACCUAGAGUUAGGAGUGAAGAUGUUUCAGAAGAUGAUGUUUAUUGGCUUUCAGCUUUGCUGCAGUUGAAACAGUUGCUUCAGGCCAAACCUUUCCACCCAAUAGUUCCUCUGGUGGUUCUAGUCCCUGGUCAGGGAGAUGAAGCCAUAGAGAAAGAAGUAGAAGAAGGUUUGAUGCUGCAGGACUUGAUUUCAGCCCAGCUUAUAUCAGACUACACCGUGGUUGAGCUCCCAGGUUCUAUCAAUGACUUACAAGGCACUAGAAGGAUUUCUGAGGCUGUGGGCUGGCUGGUUUCGCAGUGCCCUGAGUCCCUUGAGCUCUGCAGUCAGACCCUUCAGGAGUACAUUGAGGAUGGGAUUGAUGGUGAAUUUGGCAAGCGCUUCUACCAUGACUGGAAGGAGAGGCGGUUAGCUGGCCUGCCAUCUCAGGAGCCUGGGGUCAUCACAGAGCUGUACAACAGCGUGCUGCAGUUCCUUUCAGAUGUGGCAUCCUCAGAGCACCUUUGUGACUUGUCUUGGCCUGUUACUGAGUUUUCAGAGCCUGGGGGUAACAAGCAGUUGCCCCAUCUGCAGUGGAACACGACUGAUCACCUGGCCUGGCUGAAGAAGGCUGUGCUGUCCUUCCAGAUCCCAUACCUAGAUCUGCCUCCUCUAGGUGCUCCUUGGCGUCCUGUUUGCCACAUGAUUUUUCAGUAUGUGUCUCAGAUUGCAAGUUCUACCCAUACUCAACCACUGAUCCAGUCUCAAGUGGAGAAUCUGCUGAGCAAAACUUACCAAAAGUGGAAAAACAGAACAUCUGGGAACUCUGAUGAAGAUGGACCUUCUGUUGAUGAGAUCCCUUGGGAUGAUAUAUUGUUAGCCUGCAUUGAUCAUAAACUGAGAGACUGGAAACCACCCAAACUGCGUAUUACUCCAGAAGCGGUAAGUGAAGAUGGUCAGAUUCGUGUGUACUUCUUCAAGGAGCACUUAAAGAACUUCACUCUCCCUUUCUCAUGGGAACAAGCCAGGCUGCGCACGCAGGAGGAGAUCCGGCAGAGCCACACGAGGUCAAGGGUAAAGUCUCCCAUCUCUUUUAAGAAACCCUACAGCCUCUCUAUGAUGCCAGGUCAAUAUGGUUCUGGCAUGAGCAUGCUGUCAGGUCAGGAGAAGAGUGUUCCCGGUACAGAUGAAUUCACAGGCACUGCCUCGGCCCGGGAGCUUCUCCCAGAGCGUCUGUUGGCACAGUUGCAACAGGAGAAGAUAGAAAGCAGGAGGUUUGAAGAACAGUUGCACCAAUAUCUAGCUGAGGACAUCAAGCCCUUUGGUGAUUUCUUAGGGCUUCCUCUCUACCUGCCCCAGUCUCUGGUCUCCACCCCAAAUGUCACCUGUCCAUUGAUGAAGAAUCCUGUGCCAUCUGCUCAAGAGGCUGGAAAUCCAGAAGGUCACAAGCCUUUGGUGGAGGAGCUAAACCCCACACUGUCAGACAGACUGAAACACUUGCAACAGCUCCUCAGAGCAAACAAGGAGGGUGAAGUUGCCUCUGAGCUUCACUUAUCUGCUCUGUUGGACAUGGUGGAUACUUGAGCAGAGCGAACAUGUGCAGACCAAGGGACUCGGUGAAGAAAUCCACGUCUGGGUGAUCGAACAGACAAGCUCCUGGGUUUGUCCUUCUGGGAGAAGAACACAGCACACGUGGGGCUUGGGUCCUUCUCACGUGGCUGCCUUGCACUGAGCUGGCGUGCUGUGGCUCAUGUCACCCUCUGGCUCACUGCUGAGCUUUGGCUGGUCUGGAACUCCUCCUUUUCUGCUUCACAGGCACAGGGAGGAGGCAAAUGCUCUUCUUGGAAGGCCUUAAAUUGACACUUACUGUUGUUUUUUCUUGUUGCCAGCUGUCAUUGUGGGUAAACUUCAACUAUAAGGUAGCAGGAGCCUCUGAGAGCAUCAGAGGCAAAUGCUCUCCUUAAACACAGUCCCCGAGUUGUUGUCCCAGCUUGGCGUUUGCUUACUCCAUGCAGAAGCUGCCUCGCAGCAGCACUGUGGUUUGAUAGUUGCUGGUUUGAUACCCAGAGAUGUCAAUACUGUCAUUCUCAAGUCAGUGCAACACUGUGGCUGUAUUUUGUACUUAGUGAUGCUCGGUGCAAAUCCAGAAGGGAUUUUUGUGCUGCUGGGCCUAAGUUUUAUUGUAUUGAAUAUUUAAAGCAUUAAAACCAGCUGAGUUGCUUAUUCUGCAGGUGAAUUGUCAUGCUGGAAAGUGGGACACUUCCUUCAGCCUUCAGUAAACACCUAUGGAGAACUGACUUUCCUUUUUUUGGAAGAGCAGAUUACCUGCGUUCUCCAUUAAAAAUCUGUGGCUUUGGAAGUUGAAGGCUAUUGGGUUUAGUUAAUAUUGAUUCCCAGUAAAUGGUAUGAAGAUAAAACUUCAUGUCUGCAGUCCUGUGCAAGUCAUAUGUUUUUAUUAUUGCAGUAUGAGAGAUUUCUCAAAUCUCUGCCUGGUGAAACACGAAUGACCACAGCUUUGGCAGUAACACUGAUUCUCUGCCCUGUGAGAGACCAGUUGUCUGAUUUGCUUCUACUUUCAUUUGAAAUUCUCAGUAGUCCACAUCUGUCAUCUGCCUUCCAAGAAAGUAAUUUUAUAGUUGUUUUUCUUUUAAUAGCAUUUGUGUUAUUUCUCUUUAACCUAGAAUAGUAAUAGUAGAUCAAUAUGAAGUUGAAAGUUUGCUUUGAGUCUGUUCAUACUACAUGAUACUUGUGUUGGCUGAGUUGUGUUAACUUUGGUAACAUGCGAAGUGGAACCGAGUGAUGCUCUUGGCUGUGUUUGACCGCAGUACUGCUGCUGAUGUUCUCCAGUAAAGCUGUAAAACCCCAAAAAAGCAUUUGGGGAUGUGGUUCACACUGUCUGAUGUAAAUGUGUUUUUUACCUAGUAAAUUUUGAGUGGCUUGAAA
Molecule: messenger RNA, 7018 nt
Organism: Strigops habroptila (Kakapo)
Lineage: Eukaryota; Metazoa; Chordata; Aves; Psittaciformes; Psittacidae
Gene: MCM3AP
Product: minichromosome maintenance complex component 3 associated protein
Exons: 28
Coding region: 17-5659 (1880 amino acids)
Biological process (GO): mRNA export from nucleus
Cellular component (GO): nucleus; cytoplasm; transcription export complex 2
Molecular function (GO): nucleic acid binding
Source: RefSeq, a predicted model, not a curated record